Messenger RNA from Sus scrofa (pig), 646 nucleotides. RefSeq names its product chemokine like factor (gene CKLF). Lineage: Eukaryota; Metazoa; Chordata; Mammalia; Artiodactyla; Suidae. Gene Ontology annotation, cellular component: membrane. The record is from RefSeq and is a predicted model, not a curated record.
CGAGACACGCAGGAGGCAGGAGCGCGCGAGGGCAGGAAGCCUAGAAGGGCAGUGCGUGGCCGCAGUGGCCGUUGUAGUCGCCACGCGAAGCCUGGCAGAGCGGUGCGCUGGGCAGGAAGACUGAUAAGGAAGCGCGGCUGCUGGGUCUGCAGGCGCGAUGCCAACGCCGAAGCCUAAAGCGCAGAGUCGCCCCUUCUGUUUUAGCGUGAAAGGGCAAGUGAAGAUGCUGCGGCUGGCGCUAACUGUGACAUCUAUGACCUUUUUUAUCAUCGCACAAGCCCCAGAGCCAUACAUUGCCAUCACUGGAUUUGAAGUCACUGUUACUUUCUUUUUCAUAUUUUUGUAUUUAGUCAGACUUGACCGAUUAAUGAAGUGUAUAUUUUGGCCUUUGCUUGAUGUUAUCAACUCACUGGUAACAGCUGUGUUCUUGAUAACUGUGUCUAUAUUGGCACUGAUCCCAAAAUCCACAACGUACAUAGUCCUUGGAGGGGUGUUUGGACUGGUGGCCUCGGUGUUCUGCAUGGCCGACGGGGCCCUUAUUUACCGAAAACUGCUGUUUAACCCAAGUGGUCCUUAUCAGAAAAGCGCUGCUCAUGACAAAUUCUAAGUUUUGUGAAUUUACAUUCCUUUUUAGUUGAUGCUAAGU